CAAAAGCAGUAUGUGAUGAUAAAAUGUAGAUGGAGAACUCGGCUACGGGGACUCCAUUCUGCUGCUGACCAGGCCGAAAAGAAGGCGAAUCCCAUGAAGGAGCUGCGAAUCCGCAAAUUGUGCCUAAACAUCUGUGUGGGCGAGAGCGGAGAUCGACUGACCAGAGCCGCUAAGGUGCUGGAGCAGCUCACCGGACAGACACCCGUCUUCUCCAAGGCACGCUACACUGUGCGAUCCUUCGGUAUCCGUAGAAAUGAAAAGAUUGCGGUCCACUGCACCGUCCGUGGUGCUAAAGCUGAGGAGAUCCUGGAGAAGGGACUCAAGGUGCGUGAGUACGAAUUGAGGAAAAACAACUUCUCUGACACCGGCAACUUCGGCUUCGGCAUCCAGGAGCACAUUGAUCUGGGUAUCAAGUACGACCCCAGCAUUGGAAUCUACGGCUUGGACUUCUACGUGGUUAUGGGCCGGCCAGGCUUCAGCAUUGCCGAUAAGAAGCGCAAGAAGGGACGCAUCGGAUACAAGCACCGCAUUCGCAAGGAGGAAUCCAUGCGCUGGUUCCAGCAAAAGUAUGAUGGCAUCAUCCUCCCUGGAAAGUAGUGGACCAUGGUUUUUGAUCUUGUUUAUAUCAAACAAAUAAAAAAAAAAGAAAAUCCA
Molecule: messenger RNA, 654 nt
Organism: Clupea harengus (Atlantic herring)
Lineage: Eukaryota; Metazoa; Chordata; Actinopteri; Clupeiformes; Clupeidae
Gene: rpl11
Product: ribosomal protein L11
Exons: 6
Coding region: 16-597 (193 amino acids)
Biological process (GO): translation
Cellular component (GO): ribosome
Molecular function (GO): structural constituent of ribosome
Source: RefSeq, a predicted model, not a curated record